Hydra vulgaris (swiftwater hydra) is the source of this 516-nucleotide messenger RNA. RefSeq lists its product as uncharacterized. The record is from RefSeq and is a predicted model, not a curated record. Lineage: Eukaryota; Metazoa; Cnidaria; Hydrozoa; Anthoathecata; Hydridae.
UGUCUUUAUAUUUAAACAAAUCUUUCUUCAAACAUUAGAUAUUCAAAAUAUCUUGAAGCAUUGUGCAAAGGUAUUGUUGUUCCUGAAAAACUACCACCGACUGAUCGGGUUGCUCAUUUCCAUGGUUACAGAGUUCAUCUGCAAUUAAUUGAAUGGAAAAUGCUAGACGAAGGAUUAAAUCUAAAACCUACUGAAUGGGGAUGGAAAUCCACUGAUGGGCACCUUGAACCAAUUCCAACUGACAAAGAAAUAGCUCCACCAAAUUUGCUCAAGGUCAUUCGAUGCAACUGCAGAUCUAGUUCAAAAAACCAAUGCCAAACAAAAACAUGCAUUUGUAGGAAAAAUGGAAUGAAGUGUAUGGCAGCGUGUGGGGGUUGCCAUGGUAUGGAAUGCAGCAAUAAGACAUUGGACAUUGAGGAGGAACAUGAAAACAGUGAUAAAGACAGCGAUGAAGAAGAAAACUCUAAAAAUAUUUUUGAUGAAAUGUUUUAAACAUCAAAAUAUUAUCAUAAUAAA